Molecule: messenger RNA, 1350 nt
Organism: Laetiporus sulphureus 93-53
Lineage: Eukaryota; Fungi; Basidiomycota; Agaricomycetes; Polyporales; Laetiporaceae
Product: phosphoribosyl pyrophosphokinase
Exons: 7
Coding region: 102-1187 (361 amino acids)
Biological process (GO): ribonucleoside monophosphate biosynthetic process; purine nucleotide biosynthetic process; 5-phosphoribose 1-diphosphate biosynthetic process
Cellular component (GO): ribose phosphate diphosphokinase complex; cytoplasm
Molecular function (GO): magnesium ion binding; ribose phosphate diphosphokinase activity
Source: RefSeq, a predicted model, not a curated record
CGACAAAAAUCCACAUCCUAACGCCUCCGCGCUCUGAUCCUUUUUUUCGCCUCUACUCUACCAUUCCCUGCAUCGAAUGCUGUAAUUUUAGUUGGACUGCAAUGCUACACGGAAACUCUAUCAGAAUUUUGACGGGGAACAGCCACCCCGAGCUCGUCCAAGCCGUGGUCGAGCGGCUCAACGUGCCCUUGACUCCCUGUACAGUCAAGAAAUUCUCGAACGGCGAGAUCAAUGUCAAAAUUGCAGAAUCCGUCCGCGACGAAGACGUUUUCAUCAUUCAAUCAGGAUGCAGCGACGUGAACGACAACCUCAUGGAACUCCUCAUCUUGAUCUCUGCGUGCAAAGGCGCCUCUGCACGCCGCAUCACGGCGGUCAUCCCCUGCUUUCCCUACGCGCGCAUGGACAAGAAGGACAAGUCCCGUGCGCCUAUCACCGCAAAACUGGUUGCGAAUAUGCUUGCGGUCGCUGGCUGCGACCAUGUCAUUACCAUGGAUCUGCACGCAAGUCAGAUUCAGGGGUUCUUCGACUUUCCUGUCGACAACCUCUACUCGGAGCCUCUGAUGAUCUCGUACAUCAAGCGUCACAUCGAGGGGUGGAAGAACAGUAUCAUUGUUAGCCCCGACGCAGGAGGAGCUAAGCGCGUCACCGCUAUUGCGGACAAGCUGGGUGUUGAGUUCGCUCUCAUCCACAGAGAACGGACCCGGAAACAGGAAGAGAAAAUGGAGGUCCUUGUUGGAGACGUGCGAAACAAGGUGGCUAUUCUCAUAGAUGAUAUGAUCGAUACUGGAGCAACGCUGGCUUUGGCUGCACCGUUGUUGAAGGAAAAGGGCGCUGCGAAGGUUUACGCUCUGAUCUCACACGGGCUUUUCGCCGAGACGAGCAUGAGUAUGAUUGAGGCGCUUCCCAUAGAGCAGCUUGUGGUCACAAAUACGAUCCCUCAACAGCACCAUGCGGAGGGCUGCAGCAAGCUGGUCACUAUCGAUGUGAGCCACACUAUUGCAGAGAGUAUGCGGCGGACGCAUAACGGUGAGAGUAUAAGCCUUCUUUUCGAUGAAUGGGCAGAUGGUGUCGCGGUGAACGGCAUCGGGAUGAACGGCAUCGGGAUGAACGGCGUCGGAAUGAACGGCAUUGGAGUGAACGGCGUCGGAAUGAACGGCGUUGGAGUGAACGGCGUCGGGUCGCAUUGAGCUUCGUAUUGGACGGAAGCAGACAGAGACGUAGAGUAAGUUAUAGCUAUCCAGUUGUACAUUGUUGGAGACCUAGAACCUAUUGUCUGCACACAAUAAAUCAGACGUAUGAACACCUGCAUAUUGAGUUAGGCUUCACUUGAUCGGCUGUUAUGUGCUAGCU